AUGAAUGAAGCAAGCGAAGGGUCACCUUCAGAUGCAAAUAUCUACAUAGACAAAAAGUUUAUGCUUAUUAAACAAAUUGGGGAAGGCGGUUUUGGAGGAAUUUUCCUUUGCCAAGACAUUUCCAGUAGAAGUUACUGUGCUAUAAAAAUUAACCGUAUGAACGAAACCCAGGAAAUCGAGAGUGAAAUUGAGCUAAUGAACCAUUUCGACCACCCUAAUGUCCUCUCCAUUAUUGAUUACUCUAUCAAGAAAGGAGUGCUCCACGAACAAAAUGAGACCGUUGUCUCAGACACUGUGAGUUAUAUGGUAAUGCCACUUGCUAAUUUCGGUGACCUUGGUAGAUACCUUCGUGGAGAUUACUAUUUUGAAGAACCUAUAGCAUGCUAUAUUUUUCAAAAACUAUUUUAUGGGAUUAGUCAUAUUCACGACAAAGGCUAUGUACACCUCGAUAUAAAACCUGAUAAUAUUCUGAUUACCAAAGAAAUGGACUUUAAAAUAGGAGAUUUUGGCCUAUCUCAGCCUUCAAAGGGAGAAGACGGUAACGGAAUUUUUUCCAAACGCCGUUGUGGUACUAAAUCCUUCUGGAGCCCAGAAAUUGCCCUAGGAUUUGAGUAUAAUGGUGAGCAAGCUGACUUAUAUUCACUCGCAAUUAUGUUAUUCAUUAUUGUAUUUGGAUGCAGACCGUUUAGAGAAAUCAAGACAGAUGACCCUCUCUUUAUGAAGCUGCUGAAGGAGCCUCUGGCUUAUUGGAUGGCCCACCCCUACACCAGAAACAGGAUCAAGGAGAGGACGGUAUCAGAAGAGGUAGUUGAUUUACUAGCAAGAAUGCUUAUGGUGAACCCUGAGUCAAGACUCUCCAAGUCGGAUAUUACCAAGCAUCCCUGGUUUAAAAAGUACAAUGAAGAGAUCUAUAGCCAAGAGGACGAAGAAUUUCAAUUCGCACCAGAAAUUUUAGAUGAAGAAGAUGACGACGACUUCGUUCCCGAAGAGGACCUAGACUCUAACUCUGAUAACAGUGAAGAUGUCUCACUAAAGUCAGAGACGGAUAGGAGCCAAAGCGAGUGCGAUGUUGAAGCCAUACUAGAGGUGGAUAUGGUCCCUUCAGCCUCCUUCAUUUCCAAAGUGAAGCAAGUAUUAACAUCAAUUAGGUCUAGCUCUUAA
Molecule: messenger RNA, 1161 nt
Organism: Moneuplotes crassus
Lineage: Eukaryota; Ciliophora; Spirotrichea; Euplotida; Euplotidae
Source: the annotation of a GenBank genome assembly